This is a messenger RNA of Hippocampus comes (tiger tail seahorse), 3590 nucleotides long. It is a transcript of the gene snd1, whose product is annotated as staphylococcal nuclease and tudor domain containing 1. Gene Ontology annotation, biological process: regulatory ncRNA-mediated gene silencing; mRNA catabolic process. Bases 158 to 2893 code for a protein of 911 amino acids. The record is from RefSeq and is a predicted model, not a curated record. Gene Ontology annotation, cellular component: RNAi effector complex; cytosol; nucleus. Gene Ontology annotation, molecular function: nuclease activity; RNA binding. Lineage: Eukaryota; Metazoa; Chordata; Actinopteri; Syngnathiformes; Syngnathidae. The transcript has 24 exons.
CGGUCUUCUUCCGGUACGACGUGUGUGUUGACCAACGCGCAAGCCUUUUUCUCUCUUGGCUUUCUGGAGAGCAGUCACUCCUCCGGUGUCCCAGCUUCCUUUUCCCGUCUACCCCUCUCUGUCUUACGGCGACACACAAACUUCUAAACCGCUGGACAUGGCAUCUGUUUCGGCUCCUGCUCAGGCGGUCUCCGCUCCCUCCGCUGGGCUCCAGCGAGGGAUAGUUAAGAUGGUACUGUCGGGGUGCGCCAUCAUCGUGCGAGGUCAGCCUCGCGGCGGCCCACCUCCGGAGCGCCAGAUCAACCUGAGCAACAUCCGAGCGGGCGCCCUGGCCCGACGAGCCGCCCAGAGCCAGCCCGACACCAAGGACACCCCCGACGAGGCGUGGGCCUUUCAAGCCAGAGAGUUCCUGCGCAAGAAGCUGAUCGGCAAAGAGGUGUGCUUCACCGUCGAGAUCAAGACCCCAUUGGGCCGCGAGUAUGGCAUGGUCUACCUGGGAAAAGACAUUACGGGUGAGAACAUAGCCGAGUCGCUGGUGAACGAGGGCCUGGCCACGGUGCGGCGGGAAGGAGUCAGGGGCAACAAUCUGGACCAGGUCCGACUAUGUGAGCUGGAGGACCACGCCAAAGCGUCCAGGAAGGGCAUGUGGAGCGAAGGCAGCAGCGCGCACACCAUCCGCGAUCUCAAGUACACCAUCGAGAACCCGCGCAACUUUGUGGACUCCCUGCAUCAGAAGCCCAUCAACGCCAUCAUCGAGCACGUGCGUGACGGCAGUGUCGUGCGUGCCCUGCUGCUGCCGGACUACUACUUGGUCACUGUCAUGCUGUCUGGCGUCAAGUGCCCCACGUUCAAGCGAGAAGCAGACGGCACCGAAUCGCCUGAGCCUUUCGCCGCCGAGGCCAAGUUCUUCACCGAGUCGCGUCUGCUGCAGCGCGACGUGCAAAUCAUCCUGGAGAGUUGCCCCAACCAGGUCAUCCUCGGAACCAUCUUGCACCCGAAUGGCAACAUCACCGAACUGUUGCUCAAGGAAGGCUUUGCCCGCUGCGUGGACUGGUCCAUGGCCGUCUACACGCAGGGUGCCGAGAAACUCCGAGCUGCUGAACGAUCUGCUAAAGAACGUAAAGUGCGCAUCUGGAAGGACUACGUGGCCCCCACAGCCAAUUUGGACCAGAAGGACAGACAAUUUGUGGCCAAGGUGAUGCAGGUUGUCAACGCCGACGCCAUGGUGGUCAAGUUGAACUCGGGAGACUACAAGACCAUCCACCUGUCCAGCAUCCGGCCCCCAAGGAUCGAAGGCGAGGAGAAGAACAAGGACAAAGACAAGCGAUUCCGUCCGCUCUACGACAUCCCCUACAUGUUCGAAGCCCGCGAGUUCCUCAGGAAGAAGCUCAUCGGGAAAAAGGUCAACGUGACGGUGGACUACAUCAGAGCAGCAACCGGCCCAGGCGAAAGCACCCCGGCCUUCUCGGAGCGCACCUGUGCCACAGUCACCAUUGGUGGCAUUAACAUUGCAGAGGCUCUGGUCAGCAAAGGCCUGGCUACGGUCAUCAGGUACCGACAGGAUGACGACCAGCGCUCCUCGCACUACGACGAGCUGCUGGCUGCGGAGGCGCGGGCCAUCAAGAACGGGAAGGGGCUGCACAGCAAGAAGGAGGUUCCCAUUCACAGAGUGGCAGAUAUCUCUGGGGACACGCAGAAAGCCAAGCAGUUCCUGCCCUUCCUGCAGCGGGCCGGACGCUCGGAGGCGGUGGUCGAGUACGUCUUCAGCGGCUCCCGCCUCAAGCUGUACAUGCCCAAAGAGACUUGCCUCAUCACCUUCCUUCUCGCCGGUAUCGAGUGUCCACGCAGUUCCAGGAACACCCCCGGGGGCAUGCAGGUGGCGGAGCCUUUUAGCGACGAGGCCAUGCUGUUCACCAAAGAGCUGGUGAUGCAAAGAGAGGUGGAGGUGGAAGUGGAGAGCAUGGACAAAGCCGGCAACUUCAUCGGCUGGCUGCACAUCGAAGGCGUCAACCUCUCGGUGGCGCUGGUGGAGAACGCCCUGUCCAAGGUCCACUUCACGGCCGAGCGAAGCAACUACUACAAAACGCUGGUGUCGGCCGAGGAGGGGUGCCGGCAGAGGAAGGAGAAGGUGUGGGCCAACUACGAGGAGAAGCCCAAAGAGGAUGUUGUGCACGUGUCUGAGGAGAAGGAGCGCGUGGCUAAAUACAAGCCGGUCUACGUCACGGAAGUCACCGACAUGCUGCACUUGUACGCCCAGGAUGUAGAGACAGGAGGCCAGCUGGAGACUCUGAUGGACACCAUGCGAGCAGAGAUCGCCGCCCAGCCCCCCGUGGAAGGGGCCUACGCUCCACGCCGGGGCGACUCCUGCAUAGCCAAGUUUGCUGAUGGUGAAUGGUACAGAGCCCGAGUGGAGAAAGUGGCAUCGCCGGCGAAAGUGCACGUCUUCUACAUCGACUACGGCAACAGAGAAACCGUGCCGUGCACCCGCCUCGCCGCCAUCCCGCCCGCCUUCAGCACCAGAACGCUGCCGGCGCAGGCCACCGAGUACGCCUUCGCCUACAUCCAGGUGCCGCAGGACGAGGACGCCCGCGCCGACGUGGUGGACUGCGUGGUGCGCGACAUCCACAACAGCCAGUGCCUGCUCAACGUGGAGUACUCUGGCGCCAGCUGCCCGCACGUCACAAUACAGUUCGGCGACACCAAGGACGACGUGGGCCUCGGCCUGGUCAAGGAGGGCCUGGUCAUGGUGGACGUGCGCAAGGAGAAGCACCUGCAGAAGAUGGUAAAGGAAUACCUGAACAGUCAAGAAUCCGCCAAGAGUGCCAGGCUCAACAUUUGGCGCUACGGAGACUUCCGCGCUGACGACGCUGACGAAUUCGGCUACCGGCGCUAAUGUCAACGCGGGGGAAAAUAAUUUUCACGCACAAAGAAAAAAAAAAAAAAAAAACACCAACAAAAACAACCAUCCAAUAAAUGCCAUUCCAAAGACCAACUUGGACACGUGGGGGUGGGAGGAGGCAACUGUGGUGGGAGAGUGUGACUGACUGGACAGAAAAAAAAAAAAAAAAAAACAACAAAAAACACCCCAAAAGCGCUCACUCUUCCUUUUUAAAUUGUGAACAUCAUGGCAAAAAAAAAAAAAGAGGCUCGUGCUUUUUCCGCUCACUUCCUGCGCAAUUUGAUAAUUCCUCGGCUUUUGAGCGACGGCCUCUCCUCCAAUCAUUCUUCUUCAAGGAUAAAUGUUCCUUUUUGUAUUAUUAUUUUUAUUUUAUUUUUUUUGUGGGGGGGCGAUUACUGAAACUUUGCUUCCCUAAUCAACCUCUCCGUGUCGGUGAAUUUAGCGACGAAAAAAAAAAGGGACAAAAAGGGCGACUUUGUUUUGUCUUGGGAGUGUAAAUGGUGUGCACCGUUGAAGUUUUGUCGUCGAAAAGUCUCGCGCCAUGUGGCGGCGGCGUUCUCCCGUCUUCUCUCUUCGUCUGUAAAGUUUCCAUUACGUAGCGACGUCGGCGGGCUAGCCAUCUUUUCUGUCUCACAUUUAUCUCCUCACUUCUAUUGAAAAAGCUCAAUAAAAUCAACAAAGUGACCCCUUU